Laccaria bicolor S238N-H82 is the source of this 4332-nucleotide messenger RNA. RefSeq lists its product as uncharacterized. NCBI's taxonomy places the organism in Eukaryota, Fungi, Basidiomycota, Agaricomycetes, Agaricales, Hydnangiaceae. The transcript has 20 exons. The record is from RefSeq and is a predicted model, not a curated record. Bases 1 to 4332 code for a protein of 1443 amino acids.
AUGGCAGAUGAGGAAAGAUCCACCACCACAUGCCUUCACAUCUCCGAUGGUUCAAACAAAUACUGCCCUCUCUCCUUCCUGGUUACGGGGAUUCCGCGAAACCGUUACUGGGGUUUCUCCAAAUGGACGAUGAGGGUUUGCCGGAUGAGCUUGCACAGAUAUAUGGAAAAGUCUGUUGAAAACGACAGUGGAAGUGCUCCAAGCUGCCUUUGGGCGUCGCACCUGACCGAAAUCCUUAGAAACCCUGGGCUUGACUUUACGGUGAAGCCCGCGCCAUCUGGUAUUGAGAAACCAAUAUCCUCUUUGAGUUCCGGUACACCCAUCCACGACAACUUCAAACCAGGCAAAUGGAUGCCAAUCAAUGGGGCCUCAGAACCGAAGACGAUGCUCAAUGGGGAGAACUCCUCGAACAGCCAAUCAAACGCCUACCAGUGGAACCUCCUCGACGCGCGGCAGAAUUACUCACUUCCCCAUCUGGACAUUGUGGAAGCGCGCGAGAUCCCAGAGCUUUUCGUCGAGUUCGUCAACGACACUAUGCGGUCGAGCUACCUUCCUGAACCGAGGAACAAGCCCUUGCCGUUGUGGCUUGUUUACAUGGACUGCCAGUUUGAAGGCGAAGUCAAUCUCAGUAGGAAGCCCGCGUGGAGAAAGGAAGCCCCAUCCCAUUACGACGUGUGGGUCUUCUCUCUUCCUUGUUCACUCCGAAUCUUCACUGAAACUCAACUCGAUUCUAGGGAUGCCAAUUUUGAAUCAACAUUCCAAGUGCCUGCCCAAUUUUGUAACGCGAAUGACGGAAACGUCCACGUGAUGAGAACAAAAAUUCGAACAGUAAUUGUGGCCACUCAAGCCACCAUGUCAGCGACUCAGGACAGCGCAGUUCUUUAUGCUAUAUACUCUGUACUCAGCUUUUGCUUGAGCAACCGUGUGAGGUUCACCCGUCCUAGGCUGCCUACCAAUCAAUCUCGCGAAAGCAAAGAAGACAUGAGGAGACAGUUGGAGCGGGAGCUGAGAGGCCUAUGGGUUGGGCCAAUGCCUGUUCAAGAAUUCAUGGAUGAUUUUUUACCCUCAAGUGACAUAAACCCAAUGCCUGAAGUGCCAACAGACCUCAUUCGAAGCUUGCCAUUGACGGGAGACAGGACGAUGCCGACCAAAAUGGCGGCGAUCAUCCAACACGCAGGACUGUUCCCCGGUCUGAAGGUCGUUGACACAUCGGAUCACCACGACAACAACGCGGACGACCACGAGAAACUUAGGCCUGACAUGUCUGUGUAUCUCAGCAAGGUCACCACUUCCAAAAACGUUGCUCAAUUUGAGGCCGAAGAGUUAAUGUUUGAACUCAAGCCUCCUUCAACACCGGCGCAUCCAUUCGAAGAUCCCAAACCUACCGCGAAUGCAGAACAGUUGGCAGAACACCCUUUCGAAACGAAUACGGACGCCGGAAUCUUUUGUCGAGGGCAGAUCGUGUCAUAUUUUACAGAGUGGUUCAGUCGCCAGCAUCGCACGCAUGGGUUUUUGGUCUACGUUGCGAACGACGGGAUGCGAUUUAUCAGGGCCGACCGUUCCGGGGCGAUUGUUUCCCGGUCAUUUGACUGGCGACAGGAACCUGAAAUUUUCGCAGAAUUUCUCUGGCGAUUCGCUCACCUCACACCUGAGCAACGUGGACGCGACACAACCGUGCGUCCUGCCACAACACGCGAAAAAGGUCUCGCCCAUCUUAAUCUACGGCCUUGGGAGUCCAAGAAGGAACGGCCCAUCAUCGUUCUCCGGGUACCUGAAGACGACCAAGGUGGAUACCGUGAGGUCAUUGCUUGGGGCGCGAUGGCCGACGCGGAUUCGCUGAUUGGUAGAGCAACGCGUGCUUGGCCGGUAUACGACCUCAAGCUCAAGAAGGUCGUCUUUCUGAAUGAUUCUUGGCGCUCCCUUGUGGUGGGAAUGGAGAAAGAAUCAGAGAUCCUAUCGGAUCUCAAUAACGCAGGCGUGCGCAACGUUCCGAAGCUCAUCUGCGGCGACGACAUUGACACUCACCUCACACUGACCCAAGAAUACAUAUCCAAGCCUUGGAACGCUGGAGGCACGGGGAUCACCUCUCGUGUUCAACAUCGCUUUCUCGAGGAUUUUGUUGGCAAACAUCUAUGCCACUUUACCUCAUCAAAACAACCGAUGCAAGCUGUUUAUGACGCAUUUAUCGCUCAUCAAGACGCAUAUGAAAAGUGCGGAGUGCUUCAUCGUGACGUGAGCGGAAACAACGUUAUGAUGAAGGAUGACGGGGGAGGAAUCCUCAAUGACUGGGAUCAAGCCAGAAGAGUUGCCGAUAUGGCCAGUGGUCCUCGACAACUGUUCCGUUCAGGAACUUGGCAUUUCAUGUCAGUUUUGCUUCUCGAAAAUCCGGAUAAACUCCAAGACCUACAAGACGAUAUUGAAUCCUUCGUCUACGUCGUUCUAUUCAAUGUCCUUCGAUAUGGGCGCGGAAAGAGGUCUUUACUCUUCGACUUGGGGGAACUUGGUCUCGAUUUUGCUGUCGUCGACAACACGCCCUUGCAACAUUGGCUUCUGUUCGCAUUCGGAGCCGCAGGAGAAUGGCUGUCGUACGCGUCACUUCGGACACGCAAGUACCUUCAGGCUCGAGGCAUGCGGCGGGCCAUUAGGCAGAAGUACAUUGGCAGUUCGAAGUUGAGUGUUGAUCAACCUCAGCCCGAUACUGCUGAUCCCCUUGACACUACCGAGCAUCUUCUUUUUCAUGACCAUCGCAUCCUAGAGGCUGCAUGGCGGUCCAUCCUUGACGAAGGGGACUGGCCUCAAGACGAUGGGCCUGUUGAUAACCUCUCGAUCUCGUCGCUCAUGAAACGUACACGCGACGACGACCUCUUUGAACUUGAAUUCGGAUCUCCUCUCAAGAAACACCGGGCAUUGUCCACCCCCUACGCGACUUCGGCACCAACUCCCGCACUGCAAAAUUUCCUCGAAUGGUUGUCCAUACUACACCUCAUAGAAGAGCUUCGCAAAUCCAGGGUACAAUGCGACUUUUUGGGUCAAAACGUGUCUCCGCCCAACCUGCCUUCGCAAGAUGUCAACAAUUCUCGACGACAUCGCCGCUGCAGGUACCCGCUAUCUGAAAACGCGGGUCUCCUAUUCUUUCGUAGUGACAAAGACGACGCCGCAGGAUGGAUCGAUCUAUCCAACCCCACCUCACCAAAAUUGCAAGCCCUCCUCGAGGCAUGCGACCCAGUCCUGAAAGAUAAUGAUACCCAUCCAAAAGCAUGGAAACUUGACAACCCGAACUUUUCAACCCGCUUCGACGUGCUCGACGCGGGGAUAGUGGAACAUGUACGCUCCAAGCUCGCGAAAGGUGGUUUUGUUCCUUUGGAGAGAGUUAGGGCAGAGUUGCGUGAGUUGAAUGUUCAUGGCCCCGGAUCGUUCAGCGGGCCACACGAAUACAACCCCACACCAAACACAUUUGGCGUACUCAUCGUCGUGUUCCCUACCACGCACGAAGGUGGCACCCUCCACCUUCGGCGGAAAGCCAACAAAUGGACGUUCGACUUAUUUACUCAUUCCGACACCGCCUUAAUCAAAUACAUCGCGUUCUACAAUGCCGUCGAACACGACCUAUCCCCCAUCACCUCUGGGUAUCGCGUUUCUUUAAUAUACAACUUAUACCACGACAAUCCACCUCUGCCCACUGGGCCUUUGCGCGGUGAUGGUGUCACUGAGGAGGAAGCGAAGCUCCGACAAAAACUUUCUGCUCUCAUAGAGAAUCUCGACUUCCUUCCAGACGGCGGAUACCUGGGCUUCGGCCUGCGGUACCAAUACCCUAUCAAAUCGGAGUCGAGCGACCUUGGGAGCUUGGUGGGCGCACUGAAAGGGAGCGACGCGAUAAUUAAGAGGGUGGCGGAUGAGUUGAAUAUGAAUGCACAACUCAAGCUGGUUUAUGAGGAUGAUGAUGAUGAGGAUACUUCUGAUUCCGAGGAUUAUGAGGAUGAGGAUGAGGAUGAGGAUAGAGAAGAGUUUUCUAGAACGAGGUGGCUACUCUUGGACGACGCGAACCAGUACCCCGAGUCUAUGCUUGAAGACGACGGACCGGCGAGAGUAUCCGUGGCAUCGUCCGGGGGCGUCAUUCUCUGCAAUCCAGACGAAAAGCUAAAACCAAUCAAGGACUCGCAAGGCCGCCCCGUCAAGCCUCGACAAGUUUACUGGGUUACCCCACUCACGAAGUUCUCGAGAGUGAAGAAUGCGUUUGCGACAUAUGGGAACCAAGCGAGUGUCGGGUAUACUUAUGGGGAUUUGUGUUUGAUGGUUGAGCAAAAGGGCGAGCCCCAGGGCACGUUUACAUAA